Mucor mucedo is the source of this 704-nucleotide messenger RNA. RefSeq lists its product as uncharacterized. Lineage: Eukaryota; Fungi; Mucoromycota; Mucoromycetes; Mucorales; Mucoraceae. Bases 157 to 642 code for a protein of 161 amino acids. The transcript has 2 exons. The record is from RefSeq and is a predicted model, not a curated record.
AUUGGAAGAACAUCAGUAACAAAAAAAAAAUACGUGACCACCCAAAUAAUAAUAAAAGAAUAUGAGAGAGUAACCUUUUUUUUUUUUUUAUUUAUUUCUUUUUCUUUUUUCUUUUUUGUAUAAAAAUUCACACACACACACACACACAUUGUUAUCAUGGGUUGUUGCUUAUCAAUACAGCAUGAAGAGGAAGAAGACCGACAGAACCCAGAGAUACUUGUAAAUAAACCCAAAGUGACUGUAACUCGAGCUUCUUCUUCUGUUCAAUCCAAUGCUCUGGAGAAAGGAUCGAGUGUGAAUUCAUCGAGUAUCCCACCGUUGACAACCCGCCUCGAUACGGGAGAUAAAGAGGAGGCGGAAUGGCCUGUUUUUGUUCGACUCUCGAAUAAUGGACAAGAUAUUGCGAUGCAUGUACCUACACAAGCUCCUUAUUGGAAUGUGUCGACAUUGGGAAAAGAAGUGUUACCUCACUUGGAAAAGAAGAGUCGUGUCAAAUUUAUUUAUUUGGGUCGAGUCUUGCCUGAUACACACCUUAUCGUUCCUAUAUGCAUGGACUCGGAUAGUACCAUCUCAAAAAAUAAUGCAAUAUAUAUACAAAAGGAAGGCGUCAUUCAAGCCAUGGUCACACAUCUAUCGAGAUAGUAAAAAAAAAAAAACUAAUUUCAUGUCUCUUACUUGUAAUUUUUUUUUUUUUUUUUUUUUUU